CGGGAAAUCAACAUAGUAUGUAAACACAGCCCAUCCCCGAGGGUUGAACCUCGAGUAGAAACGGUGGAAAGGGUGAACAAGUAAGGCGCCAGAGAAGGACGCUGGGUCAGCCCUCAGACCCACGGAGCCAAGUCCGUUCAAACGACCAACCAGUCGGUCAGUCAGUCAAUCAAUCAAGCACUCAAGCACUCAAGCAACCGGCCACUAUGGUCCGUGGAUCUCGAGGUCGAAUGGCAGCUUCCUCUUGUUCUUCUUCGCCCGACGACUCAUCGCCCGUGAAGGAGGACGAGGAAGAAGGUCACGAGGAGGGAGGAGAGGAAAAGCCAGAGGACCUUGAGGGCCCGAACCUCCGCCGGCCGUCGAAUGCGGCUAGUCGAACCACGCCUCCCGACCAUGUGGCCUCCGGAGGCCAAUGGAAAGUCAUGGUAGCUCCCCAUGAUUUCAUGCAAACGGACCAGCAACCGGAAUUAAUCCGCUUACCUCACCCCCAAUCCGGACGUCCGGCCUCCUUUGUCAUCGAUGCGAAGAGUACGCAACUCUGUGAGGUGAUCGCUUGGCGCGAAGACCACCGAGCGUGGUUUGUGGAUCAGUUGGUCGAGAGUGACGGAGCCCUAUAUUUGGUCUCGCCUUUUGAUCCGCUUUUUAUUGUUCUAUCCUACCUGAAACGCUCUAAGCAACUCCAACCCUUAGACCAUGUGGUCCAAGACCAAUCGUUUCCACAUCUGAAUCGAAUUCUAUCCCCACACUUUCUCCGCCACAUGAAUCAAAUCGCGCAGCCUAAAGGGAGUGCGGAUCUGAAUGUGUGGCAGUUUGACGCCGCCUUGACCUCGUCCUAUUUGUCUCGUAAAGUUCGAAGGUUAAGUAAAGCCCUUCAGCGAGCCAAAGUCAACGUCUCAGGUUCGGCGCGAAGCGAACAAUUUGUCCAAUCAGGCUGCGAAUCCGUGGAUGAAGCUAUGUAUCUUCGUUAUGCUUAUCAGACGUUAUCUAUGUACCUAGACGAAGAAUUAGGUAAUCAAUUAAAAACUCAUCUCGGAAUACCCGACACUCCCCAGAAACGCGCUCCACCCGCUGAACUGACAUCAGAAGCCAAGAAACAGAAGAAACCCGCAUCGUGCGGGCCAAUUGAAGACUAUUCCAAAGGUUACAAGCAAGCUGUGAUCAAGGCCGAGCCACGAAGUGCCCGACAAAAGGCCCUGGCCCGAUCUGCAACCGGGAGCAAAAAUAUUAUGGCCUUCUUUCAGAAGAAAUAGUACCAAACAAUACAACAGAAACCUGA
Molecule: messenger RNA, 1276 nt
Organism: Tigriopus californicus
Lineage: Eukaryota; Metazoa; Arthropoda; Copepoda; Harpacticoida; Harpacticidae
Product: ribonuclease H2 subunit B-like
Exons: 4
Coding region: 207-1250 (347 amino acids)
Biological process (GO): ribonucleotide metabolic process; RNA catabolic process
Cellular component (GO): ribonuclease H2 complex; nucleoplasm
Source: RefSeq, a predicted model, not a curated record